AAUUUAUUGGAUUCGGAAGCUCGAUCCGAAGACCGUAAAACCCUUCAAUCCUCCAUCGACAGAAACUCGAUAGCUGUUCCCAAGGAAUCCCAGAAUCCAGAAAAGCCCUCUUCUUGCUUUUAAUUCAGAAAUUCCAUCUCAAUAGACCCAAAUCCUAGUCUGGGUCUCCGUCUAUCUCCUUCUCUCGGCGGAAAAAAAAUGGGGGUUCCAGUGAUUAAGUUCCCGAUCUUCCUGAUUGUAAGAGUGAUAGGCAUGAUAAUCGCGGCGCUGCUUCUGACAUGGACGCUUCAUUACAGGGGAGGUUUGGCUCUCGUCUCUGAGAACAAAGAUCUCAUCUUCAAUGUACAUCCUGUUUUGAUGGUUAUAGGACUAGUGCUCUUAAAUGGUGAAGGUAAAUGCAUUUUCCAUGCGGACAAUGAAUGUGGUGGAGUUCAUUAUUCAUGAUUGAAAAUUCUGUGGAUAUAUAAUAGAAUUCAUGUUCUUCAGUCUGGUCACAUUGUGUUUUUGUGCAACUCUAUCAAUGUGAGGGAAACAUUGUUAGAAAGCUGUUCUAAAAAGACUAUUAUCAUGAUAGAUCAUCAUACAGGAACAUAGUUAUCUCCUUCAAUUUUUCAUGUAGUGGAUGAGGAACGAGUGGCUAGUCCUUCUAGCUUUAAGAUUUUAGCUUUCUAAUCGAUAACAGUGAGAAUAUGGAGGCUAAGCAUAAUACUGAAGUUGUAUAUAUCUGUCUUUGGCUUGAUUUCCUUUUUGUUACGUCAAGUGAUAACAUUAUCAAGUCACCUUUAUGGUAUAUUACUUAGUCAGGCCAAUAUAGGCUCUGAUGAAUUGGGAGUUCACCAUUUUUGUCAUCCUGGUUUUUAUUAUUCUUGUCUUUAAUGUUGCAAUGGUUUGAAGCAGCCAUGCUGGCCUACAAGACUGUUGUGGGGACAAAAAAUUUCAAGAAAUUAGUUCAUCUUACAGUACAAUUCCUUGCUUUUUGUUUGAGCAUCGUUGGUGUGUGGGCUGCUCUAAAGUUCCAUAAUGAUAAGGGCAUUGAUAACUUCUACAGCCUGCACUCGUGGUUGGGUCUAGCUUGCCUGUUUCUAUUUGGCAUCCAGUGGGCAGCUGGAUUUGCCACCUUUUGGUACCCAGGUGGUUCCAGAAGUAGCAGAGCUUCAUUGUUGCCAUGGCAUGUAUUCUUUGGGGUUUAUAUUUAUGCCCUUGCAGUCGCUACUGCUAUAACAGGCAUCCUAGAAAAGGUUACGUUCCUUCAAACAAACAAAGUAAUAUCACGCUAUUCCAUGGAGGCUUUGCUUGUAAACUCCUUGGGUAUUUUGAUUGUUGUCUUGGGUGGUUUGGUUGUCCUUGCCAUCAUUACUCCUCUUAAUGGCAAAGCUGAUAUUCAUAGAGGAUUGGUAGAGUAGGUUCGAUUUAUUUCCCUUGUAACGCCUAGGCGCCAUUAACUGUAAUUUUGAUCUUUGAAGAGGUAAGGUAUGUAUUCUUGUUUCAGAUUUGGGGGAAGAUUAUGUAACAGUAUUGAAACUUCACAUUUUAACUUAUGGAAGAAAUUACGGUAACCAUU
Messenger RNA from Rubroshorea leprosula, 1561 nucleotides. The record is from the annotation of a GenBank genome assembly. NCBI's taxonomy places the organism in Eukaryota, Viridiplantae, Streptophyta, Magnoliopsida, Malvales, Dipterocarpaceae.